Cladocopium goreaui is the source of this 699-nucleotide messenger RNA. The record is from the annotation of a GenBank genome assembly. Lineage: Eukaryota; Dinophyceae; Suessiales; Symbiodiniaceae.
AUGAGGUAUGUGUAUCAUUUGGACACUGUCCCGCAGGGGACCACCGGCAUUCGAGGUGCUGAUGCUGCCGCCUUGCACGCACAGCAGGUCACCAGCCUCUUGCGCCCCUUGGCGCGCGCAAAACGCAGCCGGUUGCUGCAGAAGACCUUGAGGAGCCUGGAGGCGCUUGGCCUCCGCAGCAACGUGGUUCACCGGAACUUGCUGCUGAGUGCCCUGGAACGGCUCAGCCACUGGCAACAGGCCAUUGACAAUCUUCGAGACCUUCGAGAUGAAAACCUGGAGGCCACAGCGGCGACCAUGAGCACGGUGAGCAGCUCUUGUGCCAAGGCUUCUGAAUGGCAGAAGGCCUUAGAAGUCUUUGGAGACACCAGGUUCAAGGACACCAUUUGUUUCAAUGUGGCCAUCUCAGCGUGUGCUCGUGGUGAUCGCUGGAUCACUGCGGUGAGGCUGUUGCGUGAGAUGCGAGCUACAGAGGUCCAAGCGGAUGCGAUCUCCUACAACUCAGCCAUCAGCGCGUGUCAAUGGCUGAUGGCUUUGGCACUGCUGGCAGAAAUGAAAGAGGUGGAUCUCCAGGCUGAUGUGGUCUCAUAUGGAGCUGUACUUGCCUCCAACAUCGAGUGGGAUGCUGCUUGCCAGCUCUUGCAGGGUUUCUCAGAGGGGAUCCAGCUGGAUGACCUGAAUCAUUUGAGCCAUGAAUAG